Molecule: messenger RNA, 1926 nt
Organism: Parasteatoda tepidariorum (common house spider)
Lineage: Eukaryota; Metazoa; Arthropoda; Arachnida; Araneae; Theridiidae
Product: sialin
Biological process (GO): transmembrane transport; monoatomic anion transport
Cellular component (GO): membrane
Molecular function (GO): transmembrane transporter activity
Source: RefSeq, a predicted model, not a curated record
UUACCCACGCAAGCGCUUCCUCUACGUUUUAAGUUAAAUAGCAAUAGAGUUGUUAUCUGAUUUGAACUAAUUUUGGGAUCAUUUUGCUAUACCUAAUCAGAUUAUUAGAUUUACAAAUGUUCGAAAAUCCUGGGACAUGUUGACAUCAAUGUAUUUAAUGACAAUAAUAAUGUACAUUUGAAAUAAAAUAAUUAUAAGACUAAAAUAAUCAUUUUGACAAAGAAUAAUGAAGUCAUUGUAAAUUAACUGUACAGAGGAAGAUAUAAGAAUACAAUAAAGCCAAGAUUUGCUAUGUAAGCUGAGAAACAGUAGGAGUAAUUAUGCUAAAAUUUUCUAAAGUACGUUAUCUCUUCACCUUUGCUGGAUUCCUUGGUUUCUUCACAAUCUAUACAAUAAGAGUAAACAUCAAUGUAGCCAUAGUUGCUAUGGUUAACAGCACUGUUUAUGUGCACAGUAACACCACGUCUGGAGAUGAAUGCAAAGUUCCAACAGAUGACUUACCAAUAAAUUCAUCUAACCAUGAUCAAAUAAAGGAUGGAGAAUUUUAUUGGUCUCCAAGUUUGCAAGCCACGAUUCUUGGAUCUUUUUAUUAUGGUUAUUGCGUUUCGCAGAUCCCUGGAGGAAGGCUUGCUGAAAUGUAUAGUGGAAAAUGGGUAUUCGGAAUUGGAACUUUUAUAACAGCACUGUUGACUUUAUUGACACCAAUGGCUGCUCGAUAUAGUGUUGAUGUUCUGAUUGCUAUUAGAGUUUUGGAAGGAUUAGCACAGGGAGUGACAAUGCCAGCUAUGCAUUCAAUGCUAGGACGGUGGUUACCAGAUUCAGAAAAAGCUUUUUUAUCUACAAUAAUUUAUUGCGGCAUACAUAUAGGAACUGUAGUCACCUUAUUCGUUUCUGGACUUCUGUGUGAUUCAGAAUUUCUUGAGGGCUGGCCAUCCGCUUUUUAUGUUUCAGGUAUUUUGGGCUGUGUCUGGUUUAUAUUAUGGAGCCUUUUCGUCACGGACUCCCCUCACACACACCCUUUUAUCACAAAGACGGAACUGCAAUUUAUUACUUCCGAUCAAAAAAUUAAAUCCAACGUGAAACUUCCCUCAAUUCCAUGGCGAAAAAUUUCGACGUCACUUCCGUUUUGGGCGCUGGUCAUCGCUCAAGUAGGAGGAGAUUGGUGCUUUUACACAGUACUCAAUGACUUACCUACCUAUUUCAGUACAAUACUCCAUUUUCCAAUUAAGCAGAAUGGAUUUCUUUCGUCAUAUCCUCACCUGAUUCAACCAGCAGUUGGAAUCCUUGUUGGAUUUACAUCAGAUACUCUUUUGCGAAAAAAAAUUGUUUCCACGAACUUCGUUCGCAAAUUUUGUACAGCCGUGUGUGGAUUCGGACAGACAUUAGCUUUUAUUGGCGUAUGCUUUGCGGGAUGUGACUUUACACUGAAUGUUGUUUUCUUUACGUGUGCUAUUGUGAUUGGUGGAUUUUAUUACAGUGGAUACAAUUUGACCCAUUUAGAUUUAUCUCCAGAAUAUGCAGGAACUUUGAUGGGAGUUACAAAUACUCUUUCAAACAUACCUGGAUUUUUGGCACCUUUUGUUGUGGGAGCUUUGACUGAACACCAGCAAACAUUGCACCAGUGGAAAAUUGUAUUUGGAAUCGUAAUCGCUGUUUUAAUCGUCAGUUUUUUGUUUUACGUUAUUUUUUCCUCAGCUGAGAAACAAGAUUGGAUUGCCGAAGAAGAACAGAAAUCUAUAUUAGAUUUUUCUCAAGAACCUUCUGCCCAGAAUUCUUCGAAUGAAAGAAAUGAAGAAAAAAUUAGAGUACAAAUGUGAAAUAAAAGAAUAUUAUUUAUUUUUAUAAAUUAAUAAAAGAAAUUUUAUUCUUAUUAGCACAGGCAUUUCUAGGAAUUUCAACAUAAAUUUAAUUAAAUAUUAAUUUUGA